AUGACAUCCGCUAUUUGUUGCCUCUGUGCACAGCCAGAUGGAAUCGUCUGUGCAGGGGUCUGUCGCAGAUCAUAUUGCCCUAUGUGUCUCAUCGAAGCCAAAAUCCGGAAAGCUGAGCCAGUUUUUAACGAAGAACGGAUAAACAUGAAUAAGAGACUAUUAGAAUGUUUAGGUAGCAACUACCACUUCACUUGUACAGCAUGUCAAAGAGGAACAAGCGUUUGCUCUAUUUGUCUCGAACAUAAGGUUAAUGAUCAAGGCCCAUUACUUGUGUGCUGUGUACCAGGUUGUCAGACAGUGUUCCACCAACAAUGCUACAAGAAAGCUGGACUGCCCACUCAGGAUAUUUUUGGUUUAUCCUUUUCCUGUCCUCGGCAUGUCUGUCUCCAUUGCAAAAAGGGAAAAUCCGGGCUUCCCGUAAGCGUUUGCAUUCGUUGCAACUCUAUGAUCCAUUUAGCCUGUAGGAAAGCGUUUAGUCGUGAGAUGCGGCCACUAUUUUUUGGAUCGCGAGAAGCAGAUUGUGCCUGCUUAUGUAAUAAGUGUUACAUUUUAAUACUCAGUACGUCAACACGGCCAACAGAGAGCUACGAACCAGAACUGUAUCUCCGAAUGUAUGUUAGAAGACGGGAGGAUAUAUCUUUGCGGGCCCUAUCAACCUUGUUUGACACACAAUUUGUUGAUCGUCUCUGCCAUUUGCACAAACAGUUACAAGCGAACAACUCUCCAAAAGAGAAGGUAAUACGAGCUGAAAAAAGCAAAGGUGUAAGCUCUAACCCCUCGCAAUCAAAGUUAGAUCAUCAAGCACCGAAGGAACCGCAACUAAAGCAGCUAACUUCUAAGAAGAGCGUCAUACAACCUCCGGAAAAGCAAGACCUUAAUGCGGCAUCAGAGCUAAUGCCUGCGCAGCAUUCGGUACUAGAGGUUGAAGCAUCCUCUUUGUCUACCUCAGUGAUAAUAACUACACCCAAGACGAACGUCUCAUUUACAAAAGCAAUGCAGCCGGAAAUUAUUCGUUGCCAAACAAUUAUGAUACGGCAGAAGUCGAGAUUGUGCUCAAACUCUUCUACUUAG
This is a messenger RNA of Giardia duodenalis, 1071 nucleotides long. RefSeq lists its product as uncharacterized. Bases 1 to 1071 code for a protein of 356 amino acids. The record is from RefSeq and is a predicted model, not a curated record. NCBI's taxonomy places the organism in Eukaryota, Fornicata, Diplomonadida, Hexamitidae. The transcript has a single exon.